AUGUUAUAACCAUAAGACAAAAUUAUUCAAAAUUGUUUAAUUUUUGAUUUUAUUAAUCUUAUAUCAGUUUGGAUUAUUAAUCCUCAUUUUCCAAUUCAUUCUAAAUAUGAUAAUGGUCCUUAAAGUUCAUCUAAUUAAUAAUUUAAGGAUAUGUAAUUUGAAUUUAGUAUAAUAAUUUAAAACAAAACCGGUCUGAUUUUAAUAGAGAUUUUAUUUCAUGUAUUUUAAAUUUGGUUCAAAUCAUAUUUUAUUUAAAGCACAACAUAAUUUGACCAAAGAGAUUUGCGCGAUUAAAAUAGAAAAGCAAAAUCAAGAAUUGGAUAAAUAGAAAAUGAAGUUGGAAAGAUAGAGAUUUAAAGUAUUUGUUUUAUACAAUUUAGUAAUUUCUUAGUCAUACCAAUACUAUAUUGCAGUCUUAAGAUCUUAGAAAAUCAAAUUAGGUAUCUCUUAGUACAAUUCUUUCUAUUUGAUUAAGAUUAUUACACACUAUAAAGUAGGUUCAAUAAGGAGGAAUCCUUCACCUUGA
Messenger RNA from Paramecium octaurelia, 526 nucleotides. The record is from the annotation of a GenBank genome assembly. Lineage: Eukaryota; Ciliophora; Oligohymenophorea; Peniculida; Parameciidae.